This is a messenger RNA of Paramisgurnus dabryanus, 8346 nucleotides long. It is a transcript of the gene dop1a, whose product is annotated as DOP1 leucine zipper like protein A. NCBI's taxonomy places the organism in Eukaryota, Metazoa, Chordata, Actinopteri, Cypriniformes, Cobitidae. Gene Ontology annotation, biological process: Golgi to endosome transport. Gene Ontology annotation, cellular component: endosome; trans-Golgi network. The record is from RefSeq and is a predicted model, not a curated record.
CAUGCGCACAAUAGAGCGUCUCACCUGUCAACCUUUCAUCAAAAAUGGACCCAUCCGCAGAGUAUCGGGACAAUUUAGACUGAUGUCAACACUGACACAUUGGUAUAACACAUGUUUUAAUGAAAGCAGAUAUGUAAUUUCGCCAACGUUGUCCGGGAACCGUUUAUUGCUGUCACUGGGUCCACCGACGACGGUGACCGUACAUCGCUUACAACCUGUUUGUGUCCAUCCUUCUAUCAUCCAUCCGUCCAUACACCAUAAGACAAACAGAAACAGGCAGCCUCUCAUAGUUCAAACCUCACAGACCAAGUCGUCCCUCGACUGACAACGGUGUGAUGCUCGUACAUGACCUCGGCUUUUAGUCCCAUUGUGCAGGACGAUGAAUGCAGAGGAGUUGGAACUCCUGGGUGACUCGAAGUACAGGAAUUAUGUGGCGGCAGUAGACAAGGCCCUGAAAAACUUUGAGUACUCAAGCGAAUGGGCCGAUCUGAUCUCAGCGCUCGGAAAGCUCAAUAAGGUAUUGCAAAACAAUGGCAAAUACCAGGUUGUGCCCAAGAAACUGACAAUUGGAAAGCGUCUGGCACAAUGCCUCCACCCGGCGCUGCCCAGCGGGGUUCACCGCAAGGCCCUGGAGACUUACGAGAUCAUCUUCAAGAUCAUUGGACCAAAGCGCCUGGCAAAAGAUCUUUUUCUUUAUAGUUCUGGGCUCUUCCCUUUACUAUCAAAUGCUGCUAUGUCUGUAAAGCCAGUAUUACUUGGGUUGUAUGAGAUAUACUACCUGCCCUUGGGGAAGACUCUCAAACCAGGCCUACAGGGGCUCCUGACUGGUGUACUGCCUGGUUUAGAGGAGGGCUCAGAGUACUAUGACAGGACCAAUACCCUUCUGGAGAAAGUGGCAGCUGCUGUCGAACAGCCGGCCUUCUACAGUGCCCUGUGGGGCAGUAUUCUGACCAGCCCUGCUGUGCGCUUGCCUGGAGUCACUUUCGUUCUUUUGCACCUUAACCGAAAACUUUCCAUGGAGGACCAGCUUUACAUCAUCGGCAGUGACAUCGAACUGAUGGUGGAGGCUGUUAGCACAUCAGUUCAGGACUCAAGUGUGUUAGUUCAGAGGAGCACCCUGGACCUCAUUCUGUUCUGCUUUCCCUUUCACAUGAGCCAGGCGACACGUCCAGAUAUGAUCAGGAUUCUGUCAGCCGCACUUCAUGUAGUUCUGAGGAGAGAUAUGUCUUUGAACCGUAGACUUUAUGCCUGGUUACUGGGUUUCGAUAACAACGGUGGGAAAGCAGGCCCUCGCAGCACCCGACUGAGUAAUCCAGAAGAGCAUGUCACACACUACUUCAAUACUUACUCCAAGGACAUGCUUGUUCAGGCCAUGGUGGGGAUCCUGCAGGGGAAGGCCAGAGGAGGGGAGGAGGAGAGCGUCCUGAUGCAUGACUUAAAGCCAUUUCGCAUCCUCAUCAGCUUGCUCGACAAGCCUGAGCUGGGCCCAGCAAUCUUGGAGGAUGUCCUGAUUGAAGUGUUUCGCACCCUGCACACUCAAUGCCGUGCUGAAUUAGACCUUCAGAACCAAAACCCCUUCAGCAAGGACCAAACUCAGCUUAGCAGCAAACUUCGAGAAAACAAGAAGACGGCGGAACUCAUUAAAACAGCCAACCUUUUGUUUAACUCCUUUGAGCCGUACUACAUGUGGGAUUAUAUUGCACAAUGGUUUGAGGAGUGCUGCAGAUGGACUCAGAUCAGUCAAGUCCCAGGGAAGAAUGUGAAGUCUGAAACUUCAGCACGUUCAUUGGUUGAAUUCUGUGAGCUUGUGGACUUCCUUUUGGACAUUGUUUCUUUGCCUACUAGAAGCAUGAGGGUUAUCUGCCAGGAGACAUACAUAGAGAUCCAGACCGAACAUUUACCUCAGCUGCUCCUGCGAAUGGUUUCUGCUCUUACCACACACCUGCAGGCUCUGGGCCUCGGAGAGCUCACCUACUGUCUUCGCCUCUGCUCAAAGAUCCUCAGCAAAGUUCAGCCCCCAUUGGUGUCACCCCUUGCACUGCCUCCUGGAUCGUCCACAGCGGCCACUACCCCUUCAGCAAGAGACAGAGAGGAGAAAAUGGCCCUGCCGAUUGCACUAGAAAUUCCCAAUGUAUUUGAGGAUGGAGAGAACCCUUCAAGCAGCAGUGGAUUCACAGACUUUAUCCAGUACCGGGGUGAACGUGGGACGCCAACUGAUAGCGUGCCGCACCGUGAGGAUGACUCAUCCAGCCCUGAAGAAGCACCCAAACCGAAACCCAAAUCUGGGAUCGGUAGUUCUGCCCACAGCAAACCCCAGGGCAAGCCAGUGAUGCAGUGCUGCCUCGAGCAUUUCCAGCAGUUCCUUUGUCUCCUCGUGAAGCUUUACAUCAUCCCGGGAGGUCACACAGAGCCUGGAAAGGUCUGCAGUGCUGAGAUGGACACUCUUGCGGUGGUAGCCGAUAAAAGAAGGUAUGAUGUUUUUGCAGAGCAGACGUCUUCUGAGCAGAAAGAGUGUCUGGAUGCAUUUACGGCUGCUUGCCAGCUGUUCCUGGAGUGCUCCAGUUUUCCAGUCUACAUUGCUGAGGGCAACCUGAAGUCCUCACCCACCAGAGAAGAGCAGCCAGGUGAAAGUGUUCAGCCAGCAUCUUGGCUUCAGACUCUGAUGGACGCAUGCUGUUUAGCUGCUGAUUUCACUAUUCAGGCAGUGGCUAUCUCUCUUGUCAUGGACCUUGUCGGUCUGACACAAUCAGUAGCUAUGGUGACUGCUGAGCGUGUGGCUAGUCCAGACUCGGACCAACCAAUGAGUCCUAGCCAAGGGCGCGUUGCGGUGGUGAUUCGGCCGCCACUCACACCAGGGAUCUUGAAGUACAUUUCAGAGAAAACUGAUUUCUUCAAGAAUGUAGCACUUAUAUUAUGGGAUCAAUUAGGAGAAGUGACCCCCCAGCAUCACAAGCGCAGUGUGGAGCUCUUUUAUCAGAUUCACAACUUGGCUCCCUCCCCAAGCAUCUGUGAAGAUGUCAUUAGCCAGCAGCUCAUGCAUCGGGACAAGAGGAUACGCUUGGAGGCCCAUGUAAAGUUCUCUGUCCUCUGGCACUUGACCAGAGACCUGAACAUUACGAAGUCCUCCCCUUUCAAUCGCACCUUUGACAGGUCUCUUUUUAUCAUGUUGGACAGCCUCAGUUUUUGGGAUGGCUCGGUGAGCGCUGUUGGCCGGGCCUGGCUGAACCAAGUUUUGCAGAGACAUGAUAUCGCUCGUGUACUUGAGCCUCUGCUGCUUUUGCUUCUUCACCCUAAAACCCAUCGCGUGUCCAUCCAGCGUGUUCAAGCGCAGCGUCACCUUGCACAGGCCUUUCCCAACCCAUCAGAACAAGAGCCCUCUGACCCCAUUUACAUGAGGGAUGUGAACUGCCCUGAUAAUUAUGGCCAGAUUAGUAGCCACAGAGGUGUCCACGUGUCCGGCAGAGGCCUCCCAUUGGAUGACAUGGAACCUUUCAGCCUGACGGUUAACCCCUUAAGUGACAGUCUUUCACUCUUGAGCCUUAGCAGUGAGAACCUGCAGCUCUGUGGUGAAUAUCAACCUCCGGAUCAGCAGGGAGAGGCCCAGAGCUCGGAUUCAAGUGGGUCCCAGUCGUCCACUGUGGACAAUGGGAGCUUUGAUGAACCGGAGGGAGGUGGUAACACUUUUAAUAUAUGUGGUCAUGAGCUUUGUCGGUCCUCUUCGAUGGAGGAAGUGUGCUUGCACAAGACUGUUUCUGCUGUUCUCGCUGAGGUAGUGGACAGGGUGGUGGAAAUAGUGGAGAAAGGGUCUAUCGACACACCAUCAUCUCCUGAGGCAUGGGCUCAGACAGACUCUGAUAGCUCCAACUCCUCCACAGAUAUGUCCACUGAGCCAUGCAUCGCCCUGACCUCCUUCCCCAAUACCCAAGCCAGGACGCUCCCAGAACUGGUUGCAGGAGGGACUUUGGAGUUCCUGGCUGUUGCCUCAAUUGAAGCUUCAGGGGAAGAGGCGCAUCGGGAAGGCAUAGCUCGCCAUAGCUCUUCUCCUUCGAUCGUUACUCUUCCAGACGGCGGUGGCAAUGGUAUCCUUGAACAUAGCCUCCAGGUCGAUGACCCACAACGCAAGCGCAGCCACAGCAGCACCCAGCUCAGCCUAAAGGGUAAGAUUAUGGAGCGACUAGUGGAUAAAUCGCCAGGGGCCAAGCCCAAAAUCAAGAAGUCCAAGAGGAAAGAAGAUGAAAGGCGUAAGGCCAACCAGGCAGAGAAGAGCCGCCCACCCAGCAUCUUCUUCGGGGACAGUCUCGACUUGGAGAAUUGGUAUAGCUGUGGGGAGGGCGAAGUGUCUGAGAUUGAGAGCGAUAUAGGCUCCCCUAGCUGUGGGGCGGGAGUACCUCGCACAUCUGGGACACCUGCUCGGUUUAACAUCCAUCCUCUGUACCAGCAUGUUUUGCUUUAUCUUCAACUGUAUGAUUCCUCUCGUACUCUUCAUGCGCUCACCGCCAUUGCAGCCAUGCUUCGUGCCUUACCAGCAGGAUUUGUAAGCGCCAUCUCCACCACAAGCAUAAAUAACACAUACACACCACAACUGUCUCUUCUGCAGAACCUGUUAGCACGCCAUCGCGUCUCUGUCAUGGGCAAGGAUUUCUACUGCCCCAUCCCACAAGACUCUCACUCGCACUCAUUCCGAAGUGCGAUGUUCCUGGAGAUCAUCAUCUCCCUUUGUCUCUAUUUUUUGCGAAGCUAUUACUCGGCCCAUGUUGACGCCACAGCACAGGACCUGGCUGGCAAUCAUGCCAUGCAGCUGACCAGCGUGGAGGUCUUAACGCUUCUUUUCAACGAGCUUUCCAAGGUCACCGGUGGCUCAGCCAAGGGCUUUGCCAGCUUCAUUUGUGACGUGCUAUCCAAAUGCAAGGUGCAGAAGGUAGUGCUCCAUUGCUUGCUCUCCACCAUCUUUAGCGUGCAGAAAUGGCAUGAACAUCGCAUCCGUGGCACCAAUGUUGCGGCAGUUGAGGAGGGUCUUUCAGAGGACAGUGUCAUCAAUCUGUCAGAGGACCAGCUGGAUAACUGCAGCGCCAUACAGUCCCAGCUCCUGCGCUUGUUACAGAGCCUGGUGGUGUUAGAGCACCGUGUGCUCAUCCCAGCGGACGAAGUUGGUGAAGGAGGUCCAGGGACUACUGCGUCUAUUGGAGGAGCUAACGGCCCCGGGUUUGGUUUUGAGCUGAUCGGAGGCGAGGUAGAGCAUGUCAACCCGCAACAACCGAUGACCUCACUGCAGUACUUGCAUGGGCAGCCUAUCACGGCGCAAGGGAUGUUUCUGUGUGCGGUAAUCCGGGCCCUGCAUCAGCACCAUGCCUGCAAGAUGCACCCACAGUGGAUCGGCCUCAUCACAGCCACUCUGCCCUACAUGGGAAAAGUGCUUCGGCGAGUGGUCGCUUCUGUUACGCUGCAGCUGUGCAAAAACCUUGACAACUUUAUACAGCAAUACCGCUAUGAGACAGGCUUGACAGACACCAGGCCUCAGUGGAUGGCACUGGGUAUUCCUCCUGACCUGAUUCUGACUUUACUAGAAGGAAUGACAGCCAUAAUCCAUUAUUGUCUGCUAGACCCAACCUCACAAUAUUACCAGCUCCAGGCAAAUGUAGAUCAGAAGCAUCUUGCAGAGGCCCGGGCCGGCAUUCUCUCCAUCUUGCACACCAUCAUGUCCUCUGUAACCCUGCUGUGGGGAGUCCUUUAUCUGGUUGACAGCUCUGACAGGCCAGCUGCAGCCUCUGCCUGCUCCUCCUCCAACAUCAACUUAGGAUCUACAAAGAAUCUCCGGCAGCAAAUUCUGGAGCUGCUGGGCCCAAUCUCAAUGAAUCACGGUGCUCACUUCAUGGCAGCUAUUGCAUAUGUGUGGAAUGAAAGGAAGCAGACCAAAGCUCCAACUAGAAACAAGGUAAUACCCACGGCCAGCGAGGAACAGCUUCUCCUUGUAGAACUUGUUCGUUCAGUAAGCGCUAUGAGAACUGAGACGGUGAUCCAGACAGUGAAGGAUGUCCUUAAACAACCACCAGCCAUUGCCAAAGAAAAGAAGCAUCUUUCCCUGGAAGUCUGCAUGCUUCAGUUUUUUUAUGCUUAUGUGCAGAGGAUUCCAGUGUCUAGUCUGGUUGAUAGCUGGCCUUCGCUCUUGGCCUUGCUGAAAGAGUCUGUGCAGCUCAGCUUACCCGCUCCUGGACAGUUUCUGAUACUUGGUGUUCUGAAUGAGUUUAUCCUCAAGAAUCCCACCCUGGAGAGCAAGAAGGACCAACGAGAGCUACAGGAUGUAACCCAUAAGAUCGUAGAGGCCAUUGGCACGAUUGCUGGCUCAUCUUUAGAACAAACCACAUGGCUGAGAAGAAACCUGGAGGUCAAACCUUCUCCUCAGAUCAUGGUGGAGGGUUCCAGUCUGGAGACGGAUGUAGAAGACUUAAUGCUUACAGUGAUGGAGGCAUCCAGCUUCACUCCAUCUGUUUACAGCGUUCAUGCCCUCACACUGCUGGCAGAGGUACUUGCUCAUCUAUUAGAUAUGGUCUUCUAUAGUGAUGAAAAAGAGAGGGUUAUCCCUCUGCUGGUCAACCUCAUGCAUUAUGUGGUGCCCUACCUGCGCAACCACAGCGCUCACAACGCCCCCAGCUACCGUGCAUGCAUACAGCUGCUGAGCAGCCUUAGCGGAUAUCAGUACACACGGAGAGCCUGGAAGAAAGAAGCUUUUGACUUGUUUAUGGACCACACGUUUUUCCAGAUGGACUCCUCGUGUGUUAGCCACUGGAGAGCGAUUAUAGACCAUCUGAUGACUCAUGAUAAAACCACAUUCAGAGACCUGAUGACCCGAGUUGCCGUGGCCCAGAGCAGCUCCCUGAGUCUUUUCACCAAUCGAGACGCAGAGCUUGAACAGAGAGCCAUGCUACUCAAAAGAUUGGCCUUCACCAUAUACAGCAGUGAGGUAGACCAGUAUCAGAAGUACUUGCCGGACAUCCAAGAGCGUCUUGUGGAGAGCCUGCGACUUCCUCAGGUGCCCAUCCUCCAUGCUCAGGUCUUCCUCUUCUUCAGAGUGUUGCUGCUUCGCAUGUCACCCCAACACUUGACCUCACUCUGGCCCACUAUGAUCACCGAGCUGGUUCAGGUGUUCUUACUCAUGGAGCAGGAGGUCACUGCAGACGAGGACAUCACCAGAACCUCCUGCCCUUCAGUAGCGGGGCUUGAAACAACCUACUCAGGGGGCAACGGCUUCUCUACCUCCUACAAUAGCCAGCGCUGGCUCAACCUCUACCUGUCUGCCUGUAAGCUGCUGGAUCUAGCCCUUGCUCUGCCUUCUGAGAGCCUGCCUCAGUUCCAGAUGUAUCGUUGGGCAUUCGUCCCUGAGGCCUCGGAUGACUCCGGUAUGGAGGUCCGCAGACAGGGGACCCAUCAGAGAGAGUUCAAGCCCUAUGUUGUUAGAUUGGCAAAGCUUUUGAGAAAAAGGGCCAAGAAAAAUCCAGAGGAGGAUUGCUCCUCUCGCACUUUGUCCUGGGAGCCUGGACAGCUCCUGCUUACCCUAUAUGUGAUCCGCAGCAUGGAACAGCUCCUUCCCUUCUUUAACCUUCUCAGCCAGGUUUUUAGCAGUAAAGGCAGCAGCCGCUCAGGAUCAUACCACAGCCCAACUUCCAUAGACGGCCCAUUCCCUGGCAAGGACGGCAAAUUGGAAAGCCAGAAAGUGUUUUGGAGCCGGGCCAGGCAAAACAUUGAGGAGAUGGUUGAGAAGGACUUUUUAGAGGGACUCAUUAAAACGUGACCUGAGAUGAACAAAAAAUUGAAACUAACACGUGUUUUAAAAACAACAUCUUUUCUGAAAAAAAAAAAAAAGAAAAGUUUGUACAUUUUUUUGCUUUUCUAAUUAAUGUAUUUUCCCUCAAAGGUAUACUAUUUAAUUUAAAGUCUUUUACUUGUAAAUAUAGACACAUGUAUUGAAUUAUUUCAUUUGUUUGUGCCCAUAGGAUAGUAUUGAAGAUACUGUGCCAUUCCAUAUUGUGGUGACUUGUUUAAUAAAGAGACAUAUCAGUUAAAUUUAAAACGUGUAGCUGACCUUAUGUCCCUGUCUUACUAACCAAACUUGCACUAAUCUUUUUGAAUUAGAUUUUAAGGGUGUCAUUUUUUGUGUAAGAAAAUUAAAUAUAAAUAGACAGUUUUAAAUGAAAAUUGAUUUGAAAUUGAUCAAAGCCAUAAUAUUAAAGCUAUUGUUGCAUACCACAGUAUGUUGGGGACUAAAUUGAAUUUAUCUGCAUUGUUUUAUGUGUCUACAACUGUUUUUCCUUCAUUAAAUACAGGACUGCUUUGUUACGAACCAUAACCAAA